GAGAAGAGCGUCACAGAGCCUCCUGCAGGACCUUCAUGUCAACCAGCAGCACCUGUAGAUCUGAAGACUUUACAUCUGGAACGAAUGAGACGGGAGCAGGAGAAGAGGGAGGAGAAGCAUCUAGAAGCAUCAGCCGUCCGUACAGCAGGACAGACUCCGUCUGCUAAGAAGACCAAGGCCAAAGGAAAGACCAAGAAGACCAAAGCGGGUGCCUGUGAGAUCGCUGCGGCUGCCACAGCGGACGAUGACUUCGACACCCUAAUAGAUGCUGUGUUGAAGGCAGAACGCGUCUGUAGUUUUGUCAAGUGUAAAACGUCAGUAGUUCAUCUGGGACAACUCUGUCUGUUCUGCAACAGACAGUACUGCCUCGGGUCCAUGGGUGUGGGAGACCAAGCCAAGGCCAAUGCCAGGAUGAGGAUUAGUAAAGAAGGUGUGCUGUAUGCUGGUAGUGGACACAAGGACAAGUCUGUAGAUCCUAACAAGAAGGCCUAUCUACACAGGAAGCUGGACUCCAAACUCAAAGGCAUGGAAAAGCAGCGGAAGACCAAACCCAAGGAGAAGGAGAAUAAUUGA
Molecule: messenger RNA, 573 nt
Organism: Coregonus clupeaformis (lake whitefish)
Lineage: Eukaryota; Metazoa; Chordata; Actinopteri; Salmoniformes; Salmonidae
Product: DNA-binding protein SMUBP-2-like
Exons: 3
Coding region: 85-573 (162 amino acids)
Source: RefSeq, a predicted model, not a curated record